Molecule: messenger RNA, 312 nt
Organism: Rodentolepis nana
Lineage: Eukaryota; Metazoa; Platyhelminthes; Cestoda; Cyclophyllidea; Hymenolepididae
Source: the annotation of a GenBank genome assembly
AUGACUAAUGACAAUGUUCAUUUACAAAAUCCGGUGACAAAUAAACCUUAUAAUACUGAUCCACCGCCAGCGUCAGGUUGUUGUUCUUGCUGUUGGCAAGUUAUAUAUAAUAUCUUCAAACCAGAUCCACCACAAACUGCGAAAAAUUCUUCGUCUGAAGCUAGCUCCGAUAGCCCAUCUUUCCAGGCGAAGAUGAACAAAGGUUUGGAAGACGGCAAUGAAAUUUUCAAGGGAAAAAUGUCGUCGUCUGAAUCUACCUCCGUUCCUUUCUCAUUCAUUCCAAAGCUGAACAACGGUAUGGCAGAACGCAAU